UGAUUACAAAGAAACCUUUGCACCAGUUGCAAAGUUGAACACUGUAAGAAUUCUUUUAUCUCUUGCUGCCAAUUUAGACUGGCCAUUACAACAACUGGAUGUAAAGAAUGCUUUUUUAAAUGGGAAACUUGAAGAAGAAGUGUACAUGGAACCUCCUCCUGGGUUUGAAAAUAAGUUUGGGUUAAAAGUUUGCAGAUUAGAGAAGGCUUUAUAUGGACUUAAACAGUCUCCAAGAGCCUGGUUUGACAGAUUCACAAAGUUCAUAAAGAAGCAAGGAUUUAAUCAAGCUCAAGCUGACCAUACUUUAUUCAUGAAGUUUUCAGGUAAGGGGGAGAUUGCAAUCUUAAUUGUCUAUGUAGAUGAUAUUAUCCUCACAGGAAAUUAUCACACAGAGACUAAAAGAUUGAAAGACAAACUUGCUCAUGAAUUUGAGAUUAAA
Molecule: messenger RNA, 439 nt
Organism: Cuscuta europaea
Lineage: Eukaryota; Viridiplantae; Streptophyta; Magnoliopsida; Solanales; Convolvulaceae
Source: the annotation of a GenBank genome assembly